AUGGCAGAUCAAGUCCAACUGCGGCCGUUCCAGAAGCUUUAUCUUCCAUUCGCUCAGACUGCACACGAUAUUGCUCAGAUUCAGACUUCGCAGCCUACCCAAGCACUUCUUGCUCAUGUACAAGAGAUCACGAAGGGGCUCUCUGAUGCUGCCACGGUCUACCGGAACGCCAGCCAAAGAGCACUUAACAGCCUCACAGCUCACUCCACUCUGAGCAAACAUGAAGUCGACGAAGUAUGGAUUGGCCAUUCCACGAUUGUGGACAGGAUCCAAGGCCUCAUACACCACCUUCACGCGAGCAGGAGCACCAUGGUACCUGACCUACUCUACGCGCUCGUAGAUUCUACCCAAGAGGCAAGGGAAGCAUGGGCACUGCUCAGAGCUGCGGACAAGCUCGUGGACUUACUGAACAGCCCAGCGCGGAUUCAGCGCCUUAAAGAAGAGACUCCGAGCCAGAUGAGCAUCAUCAUUGCGUAUCGCAAGUAUCGAGAAGAAGUCAUUGCAACUUGGCUCGAAGAUGCUCGCAGAGCAGUGACUCUAUUCAACACCGUAGACGACACCGAGGACGCUCGCGCUGAUCGCGCCUGGAAUGAGGCAACUCGAUGGUGGACGAUGAAGGCCCAGAUGUACUCUCAGCUGCAAGAGACGAAGCGCGACCUCAAGCCAUCCCUGCGCGCUGAUCUGGAUCCAGAGAAUCCUGGCAUGUCUGCCAUCACGGCAGUGGAAGAUGAGAUCGACGACUUGAUGGAAGGCAUGUACUACACCAUGUACGAGGCCGUCGAGUACGAGCCAGACCAGGAGGAAGGUCUAGUCAAGGUGGUGGCAUGGAGUGAGCACGAGCUCGAGAAACUGAAGACUCAGCUCGGUUCAGCUGUUUCUGUGGUCAUCGACACCUCCAAGAAAGGCUCACCGGCUCUGUCGCCUCUGGAAGAUCAGUUGCUGGAGAACAUUUGCUCGUUCACCAUGGGCGAGAUUGAGGAUCCGUGCAUGCUCAAGACUUGUCAACACGUUUUCUCGUACGGCUACGUCGUGCCUUGGAUCAACUCAGCGAACAAGUGCGCAAAGUGUCGCGGGAAGGCGGAUGUCCACAACCUGCAGCUCCUAGACGUGACAGUGCCUAAUCAGUAUCGGUCCUCUCCAGUGGAAGACGAGACUUCUGCUGGCGCGUCUGCUGCAGAAGACUGA
Zasmidium cellare ATCC 36951 is the source of this 1185-nucleotide messenger RNA. RefSeq lists its product as uncharacterized. The transcript has a single exon. The record is from RefSeq and is a predicted model, not a curated record. The coding region runs from base 1 to 1185 and encodes 394 amino acids. NCBI's taxonomy places the organism in Eukaryota, Fungi, Ascomycota, Dothideomycetes, Mycosphaerellales, Mycosphaerellaceae.